Molecule: messenger RNA, 3066 nt
Organism: Brienomyrus brachyistius
Lineage: Eukaryota; Metazoa; Chordata; Actinopteri; Osteoglossiformes; Mormyridae
Product: nucleolar transcription factor 1-like
Exons: 23
Coding region: 487-2775 (762 amino acids)
Source: RefSeq, a predicted model, not a curated record
UGAUGAUGCCCAGCGUGACGGAUCGAGGGGCGGUGCGCUCAUCGGCCUACUCGCGGGCUCGGCGGCUCUGCUGAUGUGCCUGGAACGCACACGUGGUCGGCGCACUUUCGAUUUCGCCCAGCCUGAUUCCUGAGUCCUUUCAAUUAAACGCAUUUAUUAAGCUUUGCUUCCUGUCACCCCUACAUCUCUGCCGGGAGUUCUUGGUGAGCCACCGGCAAUCGGUCGUUUACUUCGCCGUGCUGGGAUCUGCCUUUCUUCCCAGAUUUGUUCAUACAGAGCGCCUUGCGCCACAUUGCGCCCCGUGAUGAGCGACUAGCCGUGUCUCGUUGGCUUGCCCCGUGUUUGAAGCUGACUUGGCCCGGUUGGAGCCGACUGCGAGGCACCAGCGAAGUUCUAAGAGACGCGAUAUUACCUCCUAACCAUCACGCUUCCACAUUGGUUUCAGGACGGCAUUAACGAAAUAGGCUUCAAGGGCUGUAUGGAGACAUGGAAACGACUGUAGAUCAAACAGCUUGGCCCAAGGAGGACCUGUUAAAGCUCCUCGACGGCAUGAAGGGGAACCUCCCACAGAAUGACCUUAGCAGGUUCAAGACGAUGGAGUCACGCCUGGACUGGGAUAAGGUGGCGUUUGGACCUUAUUCGGGAGAUACCUGCAAGCAGAAAUGGCAGGCAGUGUCACGAGAGGUACGCAAGUAUCGCACAUUGUCUGAGAUGAUCGUCGACGCUGAAGACUUCAUCAAAAACCCCCAGAGAAGCAAGAGGACACAGAGACACCCAGAUUUUCCAAAGAAGCCCCUGACAGCUUAUUUGAGAUUCUUCAUGGAGAAAAGGGCAAAAUAUGCCAAGCUGCACCCUGAACUGAGUAACAUGGACCUCACUAAGGUCCUCUCCAGGAAGUACAGGGAGCUUCCAGAGCGCAAGAAGGCAAAAUACGUGCAGGAGUUUCAAAGAGAUAAAGAAGCCUUUGGACAAAAAGUGUUGAAAUUCCGGGAGGAGCACCCAGACGUAAACAUAAAGAACAACAUUCCUGAGAAACCCAAGACACCUCAGCAGCUUUGGUACAGCCACAAGAAGAAGUCCGUCCUCAAGACCCAGCCGGAUGCAAACGCUAGGGACAUCAGGGACAGGUUGCUUAAGCAGUGGACACAGCUGUCAGACAAAAAGAGGCUGAAGUGGAUCAACAAGUCCCUGGAACAGCAGAGAAUAUACGAGGAGACCAUGCGCGACUUCAUCCAGCAGCAUCCGGAGCUCAACCUCUCCGAUAGAGACAUCAAGAAGACCACUCUAACCAAAGCUGAGAGGCACCUGAAGGACAAAUCUGACGGCCGGCCCGAGAAGCCUCCAGUAAACGGCUACGCCUUGUACUGUUCGGAGGCCGUAUCCAGCCUGAAGGACCUGCCGCAUCCAGCACGCUUGACGAUGUGCAGGCAGCAGUGGAAGAAGUUGGACCAGAGCGACCGGAACAGCUACCAGAAACUCUGCGAGCGGAAAAAGAAGGAAUAUGAAGUUGAAAUGGAUCGCUUCGUUUGUAGCCUCCCAAAGGAUGAACAACAGCGGGUCCGAGGAGAGCUGGAGACGCUGGGGGACUUGAGGAAGAGUAACAGUAGCAGCCCCGCUUCCAAGGAGACGUCCAAGGCCAUGGGCCUGUCACCCAAGCAAAGGCCUGUCUCCAAUGACCGUCAUCCCUCUACGGGCUCGGAGGCCCCCAGGAAGCCCAUCUCGGCCCUCUUCAUCUUCUCGGAGGAGAAGAGGCCCAAACUGCAGAGGCAGAGGCCAGAGCUGUCGGACAGCGAGCUGACGUGUACGCUAGCGAAGAUGUGGAACGAGCUGCCCGACAAGAAGAAGGAGAAAUAUGAACGUCUGGAGGUGACUCUGAAAGCCGAGUUGGAGAAGGUGGCCAAGGAUGACCGCGGCCUGCCCGUCCCACCCAAAAGGGCACAAGACUUCUGGCAGCUUUCUGUCAUGGACAGCUACUUGGCAAGCUUCAGUAACAACCGCACGAAGGCCGAGGAGGCUAUGAAUUCAGUCUGGACCUCAAUGGACAAGAAGAAGAAGAUGGUCUGGAUCAAGAAGGCUAUGGAAGAUCGGAAGCGAUACAACCGAGAGCUCGGCGAGAUGCAGCCCUUGAACGUGACCGUCGGUUUGGGGAAGCAUCCAAAGUUCGUGGGGGAGCCCAAGAAACCACCAGCGAGUGGUUACCACAUCUUCUCUCAGGAGGUGCUCGCAAGCAAGGAGCUGACCCAUCUUCCCUUAAAGGCGCGCAUGGGGGAGGUUGGGGCUCGGUGGAAGAGCUUGUCGGAAAGGGACAGAGAGUCCUACAAGGUGCUGGCAGCGACGAUGCUGGAGCAGUACAAGGAUCAGCUGGACCUGUGGCUCCAGAGUCUGUCCCCACAGGAAAGGACUGCCUACGACGAAUAUCGUUCCACUAAGCGUAAAAGAACGAACAAACCUGGCGGAUCGAAAGCCAAAGUGCCGCCAGCAGCUGCCGAGAAAUCGGAUUCCGAAGAUGGAGGUAUUGAUGAGGAUGAGGAAGAAGAGGUCUCGUCGGGGGAAGAGUCUUCAAACAAAGAAAACGAGGAGGAGGAGGAGGAGGAGGAAGAAGAGGAUGAUGAUGAUGAGGAUGAUACCGAUCAUAAUGUGGAAGAGAAGGAUGAGGACACAGACAAGGAUGCAAAGAACAAGGAGAACGAGUCCAGUGCCAGUAGUGGGUCCAGUUCCGAGUCUUCGGAAUCGGACUCGGAAUCUGACUCCAACACCGAUUUUAACUCUGACUGAGAUAUGACCAGCAGGGGAUAGAUGGGAAUGUUGCGUUCUGUCCUUCAGUAACACAUGUAGCCAAAUGGGGGGGGGGGGUGACUGGCUCAUCUGUCGUCCCUUGCAGUUCCGGUGUGUGUGUCUCCCUACACUGUGUGUGUGUAGCAGUUUAAAUGCUGUUGAAGGUUAUAAUGUGCUCUUGCCAUCUUUAAAAGCUGUCCAAGGGGAAGGAAAACCCAGUACAGCAUUAUUAUCAGGUUCUCGUACUACCUAAGACACGGCUACAGAAACAUUUUUCUUUCACUGAUGUGA